Messenger RNA from Pseudopodoces humilis (Tibetan ground-tit), 2319 nucleotides. RefSeq names its product malic enzyme 2 (gene ME2). The record is from RefSeq and is a predicted model, not a curated record. Gene Ontology annotation, cellular component: mitochondrion. NCBI's taxonomy places the organism in Eukaryota, Metazoa, Chordata, Aves, Passeriformes, Paridae. Gene Ontology annotation, biological process: pyruvate metabolic process; malate metabolic process. Gene Ontology annotation, molecular function: NAD binding; malate dehydrogenase (decarboxylating) (NADP+) activity.
UCCGGCGGGCGGGCGCUGCUCUCGCUCAGUAAGAACAGGUCCUCGGCCGGCAUCGCUCAGCGGGCAGCAGCCGCAGGAGGAGGUGCUGCGGAGGAAGGCAGGAUGCUGUCCCGACUGCGCGCGGCCGCGGCGCCCUGCGCCCUGGCGCGGCACGGCCUGCACACCAAGGAGAAGGGCAAGCCGCUCAUGCUGAACCCGCGCACAAACAAGGGCAUGGCCUUCACCCUGCACGAGCGACAGAUGCUUGGGCUGCAGGGACUCCUACCUCCCAAAAUAGAGACACAAGACAUCCAAGCCUUGCGCUUCCACAAGAAUUUGGCAAAAAUGACUGACCCCUUGGAAAAGUACAUCUACAUCAUGGGCAUCCAGGAGAGGAACGAGAAGCUGUUCUACAGGGUGCUGCAGGACGACAUCGAGCGCCUGAUGCCCAUCGUGUACACCCCGACGGUGGGCCUGGCCUGCUCCCAGUACGGACACAUCUUCAGGAGGCCCAAAGGAUUAUUUAUUUCCAUCUCAGACAGAGGCCACAUCAGGUCAAUUGUGAACAACUGGCCAGAGAACGACGUUAAGGCUGUCGUUGUCACUGAUGGAGAAAGAAUAUUGGGUCUUGGGGACCUGGGUGUGUACGGGAUGGGAAUUCCAGUGGGAAAGCUGUGUUUGUACACAGCCUGUGCGGGGAUACACCCAGAUAAAUGCCUGCCUGUGUGCAUCGACGUUGGGACUGAUAACCCAACGCUCCUCAAGGACCCCUUCUACAUGGGGCUGUACCAGAAGAGGGAUCGCUCGCAGGUCUACGAUGACCUGAUAGAUGAAUUUAUGGAAGCCAUCACGGACAGGUACGGCCAGAACACGCUCAUCCAGUUUGAGGACUUUGGGAACCACAAUGCUUUCCGCUUCCUGAGGAAAUACAGAGAGAAGUACUGUACCUUCAACGACGACAUUCAAGGGACAGCCUCGGUGGCCUUGGCAGGACUGCUGGCAGCACAGAAAGCCACUGGGAAACCACUGACAGACCAGAAAGUGCUGUUCCUUGGGGCGGGAGAGGCCGCCCUGGGAAUUGCCAACCUGAUUGUGAUGGCCAUGAUGGAAAGCGGUGUUUCCUGUGAGGAGGCCUACAGGAGAAUAUGGAUGUUUGACAAGCACGGCUUGCUGGUCCAGGGCCGAGAGCAGAAGGUGGAUUCCAACCAGGAGCCGUUUACACAUCAGCCUCCAGAGCACAUACCAAAGACGUUUGUCGAGGCAGUGAAUGUACUUCGGCCUUCAGCUAUCAUCGGCGUUGCUGGGGCAGGACGCCUGUUCUCCCAGGAUGUGCUGAAAGCCAUGGCUUCCAUCAACGAGCGACCCAUCAUAUUCGCGCUGAGCAACCCCACGGUGAAGGCCGAGUGCACGGCAGAGGAGGCGUACACCACGACUGAGGGCCGCUGCCUGUUUGCCAGCGGCAGUCCCUUCGAGCUGGUGACGCUCAAGGAUGGAAGAACCUUCAAGCCAGGCCAAGGAAACAACGCGUACAUUUUCCCAGGCGUGGCUCUGGCGGUGAUCCUCAGCAGCGUCCGGCACAUCAGCGAUAAGGUUUUCCUAGAGGCUGCCAAGGCCUUGGCGGAGCAGUUGACAGAUGAAGAGCUCGCACAAGGAAGACUUUAUCCUCCGCUGUCCAAUAUCAGGGAAGUUUCUAUUUAUAUUGCUGUCAAGGUGAUGGAGUUCCUGUACGCCAACAACAUGGCCUUCCACUACCCCGAGCCCGCCGACAAGGACCGCUACAUCCGCUCCAAGGUCUGGACCUACGAGUACGAGUCCUUCAUGCCGGACGUGUACGACUGGCCCGAGUCCAAGGUGCACUGACGCGCCGCACUCCUCAGGCAGCACCGCCUACUCUGCAGGGAUCCCUUCUCACAACAACUAAAAUCACCGUCUUGGGCUCCUCUAAUUUAUUCGCGCUCAUUUUGUUGCCUUUUUUUUUGUUUGUUUUGUUUUUCCCCCCUUCCUUACACCCCGUUUUUUACCUGGUUUCUCCCAAGUACCUGACGAACGGUGUGGAUGACAGCCACAGGGAUGAGAGAGCCCUCCAAAAUUAAUUUAAACGAUGACAUUGCACUUCUAGCUCAGAGCCAGCACCACACUGAAGAACUCCAUUGAUGAUGUUUUCCACUCCGUGUGUUUGGUGAUGGACUGUAGCUCUCUCAUCUCUGCUGAUCUCCAGAAUGAUUUAUUUCUGCCUUUAAUAAUCAGUCUUCUAAUUGUCCUAGUGCUGUCACACUGCAUUAGCUGUGGCAUCAAGGGAGACCACUUCUCAUAAAAAAAAAAAAAAAAGGAAAAAAGGGG